Messenger RNA from Fraxinus pennsylvanica, 3171 nucleotides. The record is from the annotation of a GenBank genome assembly. NCBI's taxonomy places the organism in Eukaryota, Viridiplantae, Streptophyta, Magnoliopsida, Lamiales, Oleaceae.
AUGUCAUGUUGCUGGUUUUUGUCUCUGAUUUCUUUGAAUUUGUUGAGUAAUGGUGGAGUCAUGACUACCAAGACCAGUUGGCUUGAUGAUGGAGGGCGGAUAUUUAUGAAAUUGUGGAAUUUGAUUUCGGAGAGCGGUUAUAAGUUCCACCAUCAUUAUUCCCAGUAUAUCGGGUCGAGGAAAGUUAGGAAAAACUGGUGGAGGAAGCUUUUAUGGGCAUGGAUUGGGUUCUGGAUUGUCGUAUCCGUUUGGGUGUUCUGGUACAUGAAUUCACAAGCUUACGAGAAGAGGAAAGAGAUGCUUUCGAGUAUGUGUGAUGAGAGGGCUAGGAUGUUGCAAGACCAAUUUAAUGUUAGUAUGAAUCAUAUACAGGCUAUGUCUGUUUUGAUUUCAACCUUCCACCAUGGCAAGAAUCCUUCUGCCAUUGAUCAGAAUACUUUCGCAAGGUACACGGAAAGAACAGCUUUCGAGAGGCCCCUCACAAGUGGGGUGGCAUAUGCUGUAAGGGUUCGACAUUCUGAAAGAGAGGAAUUUGAAACUGAACAAGGCUGGAGCAUUAAGCAAAUGGAUGGUGUUGAACAAACCCCAGUUCAUGAAGAUGAGUAUGAUCCUGCGGACCUUGAGCCAUCACCAGUACAGGAGGAAUAUGCCCCCGUUAUUUUUGCCCAAGAUACUGUUGCACACGUAAUUUCUGUUGAUAUGCUCUCAGGAAAGGAAGAUCGUGAGAAUGUAUUACGUGCAAGAGAAUUAGGAAAAGGCGUCCUCACAGCUCCUUUCCCGUUACUCAAAACAAACCGCCUUGGAGUAAUAUUGACUUUUGCUGUCUAUAAAAGAGAUCUUCCCCCUAAUGUAUCUCCAACAGAAAGGAUCCAAGCAACUGCCGGGUACCUCGGUGGAGUUUUCGACAUUGAAUCACUUGUAGAAAAAUUACUUCAACAGCUUGCCAGCAAACAAACUAUCCUUGUGAAUGUGUAUGAUACGACUAAUAUCUCCCAUCCUAUCAGCAUGUACGGUUCAAAUAUGUCGACUGAUGGGCUGCAGCAUAUCAGUGCUCUUAACUUUGGAGAUCCAUUCAGAAGGCAUGAAAUGCAUUGCAGAUUCAAACAAAAACCUCCAUGGCCAUGGGUGGCAAUAACAACAUCUAUUGGCAUCCUUGUAAUUGCGUUGCUCAUAGGGCAAAUAUUCCACGCCACAAUGAAUCGAAUAGCCAAAGUUGAGGAUGAUUAUCAUCAGAUGAUGGAGCUUAAGAAACGUGCCGAGGCUGCUGAUGUAGCAAAGUCGCAGUUUCUUGCUACGGUUUCCCAUGAAAUCAGAACCCCAAUGAAUGGUGUUCUUGGGAUGCUGCAAAUGCUUAUGGAUACAGAUCUGGAUGAAACACAACAAGAUUAUGUCAGAACUGCACGGGACAGUGGUAAAGCUUUAGUUUCACUCAUGAAUGAGGUUUUGGACCAAGCAAAGAUUGAAUCUGGUAAACUUGAGCUGGAGGCAGUCUGCUUUGACUUGAGGGCAAUUCUGGAUGAUGUUUUAUCACUAUUUUCUGGAAAAUCACAAGGAGUAGAGUUGGCAGUAUACAUCUCUGAUAAAGUCCCUGAAAUACUAGUUGGCGAUCCAGGAAGAUUCCGUCAGAUCAUUACAAAUCUGAUGGGCAACUCAAUCAAAUUCACCGAGAAAGGACACAUAUUUGUGACUGUCCACCUUGUUGAAGAAGUGGUGGAGGAAUCAAUGGAAGUGGAGACAGAAUCACCUUCAAGUGGCACUUUGAGUGGGUUGCCCGUAGCCGAUAGACGGCUAAGCUGGAAAAAAUUUAGAAUUUUCAAUCAGGAAGGAUCUGCUACAUCAUUGUCACCAUCCUCAACUGACCAAAUUAAUCUGAUAGUUUCGGUAGAGGACACGGGUCAAGGGAUCCCAUUUGAAGCUCAAUCACGUGUUUUCACCCCCUUCAUGCAAGUUGGUCCCUCGAUCACGAGAACACAUGGUGGCACAGGUAUCGGGCUAAGCAUAAGCAAGUGUUUGGUCCACCUAAUGAAAGGUGAAAUUGGCUUUGUAAGCUUGCCGCAGAUUGGAUCCACCUUUACUUUUACGGCUGUUUUCACCACUGGCUACUCCAGUGUGAAUGACCAGAAGAGUCAGCAAAUUAACAAUCAGCCCAAAUCCAUUUCUUCAGAAUUUCAGGGAAUGAAGGCUUUACUCGUGGACCCUACACCCGUAAGGGCACAGGUCUCCAAAUAUCACAUCCAGCGACUUGGAAUACACAUUGAAGUAAUUCAUGAUUUGAAUAACAUAAAAUUUGGGAACACGAUUAUAAACAUGGUUUUCAUUGAACAGGAAGUUUGGCAUAAGGAUUUAGGCUUGUCGACUCUCAUUGUCAACAAACUGAAUGGAAUAAAUUGUAAAGUUACUCCUAAAGUGUUUCUUCUAUCCAAUGCUAUAAGUUCCAUUCGAGCCAAUUUCUCCGCUUCAAGUGUUUCCCCUCCAUUUAUCAUUAUGAAACCACUGAGGGCAAGUAUGCUUGCUGCAUCCCUACAGCGAGCUAUGGGUUUUGGGAACAAAGGAAAUUAUCGGAAUGGAGAGCUUCACACUCUAUCCCUUCGAAAUCUUCUACGUGGUAGAAAAAUUUUAGUUGUAGAUGAUAAUAGGGUUAACCUCAGAGUGGCUGCUGGGGCCCUCAAGAAGUACGGUGCUGAUGUGGUCAAUGCAGAAAGGGGGAAAGAGGCAAUCUCACUGCUAAGGCCGCCCCAUCAUUUCGAUGCCUGUUUCAUGGAUAUUCAGAUGCCAGAAAUGGACGGCUUUGAAGCUACAAAGAGAAUUAGGGCCGUGGAACUUAGCAUCAAUAACCGUCUCCAAUGUGGUGAACUCCCUCUUGAAGCUUACGAAAAUGUUUCAAACUGGCAUGUGCCCAUUUUGGCCAUGACUGCUGAUGUGAUUCAGGCCACAAAUGAAGAGUGUCAGAAGUGCGGAAUGGAUGGAUAUGUCUCCAAACCGUUUGAGGCUGAGCAAAAGGCACGUUCUUUGAGGCACCGCAGUGUGUUCAUAUUUGUAGUAAAUUUUUCCCAACUGAAAAUGUGUUUUCUUCAAUCAAACCACGAUGUAUAUAAUCGUCAAAUAUUCUUUAGUGGGGAUUUCAUUAUGCACCAUUGGUCGUGUAUUCAAAGAGCCUGUAGAUGGACAUGA